This is a messenger RNA of Hippocampus zosterae (dwarf seahorse), 3005 nucleotides long. It is a transcript of the gene slc13a3, whose product is annotated as solute carrier family 13 member 3. NCBI's taxonomy places the organism in Eukaryota, Metazoa, Chordata, Actinopteri, Syngnathiformes, Syngnathidae. Gene Ontology annotation, cellular component: membrane. The transcript has 13 exons. Gene Ontology annotation, biological process: citrate transport; monoatomic anion transmembrane transport. The coding region runs from base 129 to 1907 and encodes 592 amino acids. The record is from RefSeq and is a predicted model, not a curated record. Gene Ontology annotation, molecular function: citrate transmembrane transporter activity; succinate transmembrane transporter activity; sodium:dicarboxylate symporter activity.
GACACCUCCGUCUGAGGAGUUAACCUGUAGCAGAGAAUGUGGUUAAUCUUCUCCGCACAGUCGCGGAGGCUUUAAAGCGCUGGGCAGCUUCCUCUCUACCACUCCGAAGCAAACUUCAAGACGUCAACAUGAAGUUUGCGGUUGUGUCCAAGAAGUUGUGGUGCGCUCACAAAGUGCUGGUGCUUCUGAUCACACCUCUGAUUUUUUCGCCUUUGCUUGUGACCUUGCCUGAAAAGGAAGGAAGGUGUCUUUAUGUGGUGUUGCUGAUGGCCGCGUUUUGGUGCUCGGAGGCCCUCCCUCUGGCCGUCACCGCCAUGCUACCCAUCUGCCUCUUCCCAACGCUGGGGAUCAUUCCUGCCCAAAAAAUCUGCCCUCAGUACUUCCUCGAAACCAACUUUCUCUUCUUAAGCGGCCUGGUGCUGGCGUCAUCUAUUGAGGAGUGGGGACUCCAUCGCAGGAUAGCGCUGAAAGUUCUCAUCAUUGCAGGUGUCAAACCAGCCUGGCUCAUACUGGGCAUGAUGAUGACCUCAUCCUUCCUGUCCAUGUGGCUCAGCAACACGGCCACGACAGCCAUGAUGCUCCCCAUCGCCAACGCCAUCCUGGAGAGUCUCUUCGGUGAUCUGGAGAGCCUCAAACAAAAAUGCAGGCCAAUGGAGGAUCGCGUCAAUGGUCAGUCCACUAAGAUGCAUCCACUGCCCUCAGUGGCCUCAGAGAAACAAAUGUUAUCACUUGAGGGGUUGGACGCAGCAAACGAGAAUGACAUGAGGACAGCCGAGGAGAUCCGCUCCGAGUCGGAGUAUCAGAUGAGAGUGUGGAAAGGCUUUCUGGUCUGCAUUCCUUAUGCGGCCAGUAUCGGAGGAACCGCCACACUGACGGGAACUGCGCCCAACCUCAUCCUGAUUGGACAGCUGAAAAACAAUUUUCCAGAGUGUGAUGUCAUCAAUUUUGGCUCUUGGUUUGCAUUUGCUUUCCCGCUCAUGCUCGUCUUCCUGCUUUUGGGAUGGCUAUGGAUCGCAUUCCUCCAUGGAGGCUUGAACAGACGCUUGUGCUUCAAGAAGCAUGACAGAAGAGCAGAAGAAGAGGCCCAAGCUCGGGCUCUCAUUGAAGAGGAUUACAAAAAACUUGGGCCUUUAAAUUUUGCGGAGGGGGCCAUCUCUUUCUUCUUUGUCUUGUAUGCUGUUCUCUUAUUCACAAGGGAUCCUAAAUUUGUAACCGGAUGGUCUGUCUUCUUUAAGAAGGGCUAUGUGUCAGACGCGGUCACCGGUGUGAUCGUUGUGUCCAUAUUAUUUUUCUUCCCGUCACAGAAACCUUCUCUUGGUUGGUGGUUGGACCCCAAAGCCUCAAACGCGCCAUACGUUCCUCUCCUAUCAUGGAAGAAAGCCCAGGAGGCUGUUCCUUGGAAUAUCAUUCUGUUGCUUGGAGGUGGCUUUGCCAUGGCUCAAGCGUGUGAGGAGUCCGGACUGGCCUCCUGGAUCGGAGGCUACCUCCAGCCUUUGGUCAAGGUCCCGCCUGCUGUGGCCAUGAUGUUGAUCACAGCUUUCGUGGCCUGUUUCACAGAGAUCGCCAGCAACACCGCCACCAUUGUCAUAUUUUUACCAAUUAUUGCUGAACUGGCGUUUCAUGUGUCUGUGAAUCCACUGUACUUCAUGAUUCCUGCUACAAUUGGGAGUUCGUACGCUUUCAUGUUACCGGUGUCCACACCACCCAACUCCAUCGCAUUUGCCUCCGGCCACCUCAUGGUCAAAGACAUGGUCAAAACUGGCUUUGUCAUGAACAUUCUGGGCCUCCUCUCAAUCAUGCUGGCCAUAAACACGUGGGGCAUGGCCAUGUUUAACUUGGACACCUAUCCUGACUGGGCUCACCCUCUCAACCAGUCUGCUGUCCACACACUAAAUGCUACUCCCUGACCACGCAACUGGUUUUGGUACGAAACAGAGACUAACAAAUUGUUUGGAAUGGAAGGAAACCCUUUUAGUGUUCAGCUGCUACCUUUUUACAGCAGGAGUAGGGAACCCCGGUUCCUCGAGAGCCACAUCCUGCCUGUUUUAGAUCCCUCCCUACUUUAACACACCUGAUUCAACUGCGCAUGAUCAUUUCAGGUCUCUUCAGCGCUUGUUGAUGAGCUGAUCAUUGGAAUCAGGUUUUUUGGAGUCGGGAGGGAUCUCCAACAGGCGGGAUAUGGCUCUCGAGGAACUGGAGUUCCCUACCCCUGUUUUAUAGUUUUAAGUUUUAUAGAUUCCCUCAGGAUCCCUCCAAUGCACUUUGGAUCCUCUUUUGGGCACGAAAAAUACAUUUUUCAUGGGGUGCACGGCAUGCAUUCAUAAAUGAAGCAAAAUUAUGUAAACACUGUAAAAUAUCAAAUCCUUUUAGCAUUUAUUAUCCAUCCAUUAUCCAAACCGCUUCUCCUCACGAGGGUCGCGGUCAGGCAGGAGCCUAUCUCAGCUGUCUUCGGGCAGGAGGUGGGCUACAUUCUUAACUGGUCACAAAUGAUAACACUUUGUCCCACUCACAGCCCACAGAAGAGAGGUCUGGGGUCAGCAUCUGUAGUUCUUAAACUUUUGUGUGUUUUGACCAAACCUUGUCAUGACAUGGACAAGAUGCAUAGCACGUCAAAGUGAAGUUAAACAGUUAUGAACAACAUAUUUUCUGGAAUCGGGAAAAACAAGUUGGACAUGCUGUCCUCUCUUGAGACAGAACGAGGACCCCCAUGUGCGGUGUGCUACAAAACGUUAGCAGUCACAUGGCUCACAGCAAUGGUUAACUUACACAAGGCUCCUGAGGUUACUUAGUGUCAGCGGUGUCGCUGCAAAAGGCUUUCAAUGCAAAACCUUGAGCCACAGAAGUCACCUGGGAAUGGCUUUAGGGCCAUGACAAGUAUUGAUUACCGGUAAUCAAAAUUUAAACCAUGAUUCACUCAUGUGAAUGCACAUUCUUUUCAUUAUAAUUGUCUAAAUUAUGCAACUGAUCAAGUGUAUUUAUGAAAAGGAAAUAUUGUAUAAUUUGUU